AUGGACAGGAAUUCGAACAGCAGUCGGAGGAACAAUGACGACGACAACAACCACAAUACUCCUUCGACUACCGAAUCGCCCAACAGCAAUGGCAGUGAAUCCACCAAGGCCAAGACCUACCCCAUGAACCACAGUGAUCGCCUUGGCCACGACAUAGCCGACGAGCAGACGCCCCUACUGUCACACAGCGGACAUGAGAGCAAUCUUGGGACAUUGAACAACAACAACAACAACAACAAUAACAAGAACGGAGGGCGCCGGGAACGCCUCAAUCGCUGGAUGUACUCGCGAUCGGUCAAGGUCGUGGCUGCAGUCCUGAUCGGAUGUCUCCUCGUCGCUGCUCUCUCCCCAUGGGUUGCCCAGCGUGUGCUCGAUCAGGCCAUGGUCCUCGACAUCCAAAAGGCCAGCAUCUACGAUAUGGACCAGACUGGAUUCCAAAUAUCGAUCCAAAGCACCGUUUACCUUGAUCCCGCCCAUGAUGGUAUCUUUGGUCUCACGCGUACUCUCCAGUCCGUUUUCCAUCCGACCAUGACUAUUGAAUCCACCGUGCUCCAUCUGAGCCUGCCGACCGAUCAGGACGAUGCUCAUAUGGCGGAAUUCGAGGUCGAGAGGCAGCACAUGCAAAUGGGCGACAUCCUGCAACUUAACCUGUCCACCCACAUCAAUGUGACCGAUGCGAAUCGAAUGGCCCAGUUCUUCCACGCGACGCUCCAGCAGUCGACGGUUGACUUGGCGAUCCGAGGCCCUAUCUUGACGAGGCUGGGGUCGCUCUGGUACAUGAGACUAAGGAUUAAUCGGAUAGUAUCGAUGGAUGGGAUGAAGGGUGUGCAGAAUGCGACUCUGGUGUCCAUGUCCCUCCCUGCUGACCACCCCCAAGGGGGCAUCGCCAUGUCUGGCCUCGCACUGCUCAACAACCCCUCGCGCACCGUCUCGAUCAAGAUGGACGCCGUCACGUUUGGCAUCUAUCUGCCCUCGGUGGCUCACCCAGAGGUCGACCAAUUCAAGAUUGCAGAAAUGUCGUGUCCAGAGCUCAACCUCGAGGCAGGGAAGUCGAGUCAGGUCGCUCUCUCGGGUCGCCUCUUUCAUCUGGACGACUGGAUCCUGAGUGAGAUGGGGAGGACGAGCUCGUUUGGUUCAGGAUCAGAGAAGCAGUUGCUGUUGGGCCGUCUCCUGUCGCGCUUUAUUCAGGGCCAAGAUUCGACUAUCCAAGUACGGGCACUGUCCAAGGACCCAAAUCUCCCAUCCUGGCUGGUAGAGGCAUUCAAGAGUAUCGUCCUCGACAUGGCUUUCCCAGGCUCGCCAGCACAGGACUUUAUUCGAACACUGGGUAUGAAUCAACUCAAGUUUGGGUUCACCGACAACCAAGAGUCAGCCAUGCUGACUGGGCGCAUGUCUAGUGAGCUACAGCUACCGCCGAAUGUCACCUUUCCUAUCAAGGUUCUUCAGAUGAAGCCGACGGCAUGGUUACGGACACCCGAGGGACAGGAUAUGGCAUUACUUGAGAUGCCUGACUUUUUACCUACAACGAGUCAGCAGGACGGGGAUGUGUUGGAGGUGCAGGUGGACAUGAAGGAUACUCCAUUGAGGAUCGUGGCCGACCAUUUGGACGACUUUUACCAAUUCUUGAAUACGUCGUUCACGAAGGAGUGGAUUGAGCUUGGGAUCGCAGGCGAGGCGCAUGCUGUUGUUGAGUGUGGCCUUGGCACGUUUGAACUUGGACCGAUCCCCUUUGACGUGAUCACACGCCAGCGAGGUCUAGGUGGUCUCGUCAGUGUUCCUCCUGUAUUGGAGUCAUUGGAUGUCGUCGACAGCACUGAACAUUCACUCACUGUCAAGGCAACUUUGGUUCUUUGGAACCCAUCCAACAUCUCGGCCGACCUGGGUGAUCUGUCGUUCUUGUGGUCUUAUGGAGGCUAUCUGAUUGGAAUGGCCUCUGUCCCGCAGCUUCAAGUUCAUGCUGGCAACAACACCAUCGAGUGCAUAGGUAUGAUGGACCCCUCUAUCCACUGUCUUCACAAAAAGGACAAGACCUGCGACCCAGAGCUCGCAAAGAAUGCCUCGCGGGAGUUCAUCUCCAAGUACAUUUCUGGCGACAACUCGACGUCGAUCGAUGUACUUGGAUACCCCGAGUCGACACAUAUCCCUCUCCUCCAGCCGAUGAUGUCUACAUUCUCGAUCUCAUCCGGACUACCCGCGAUCGAGGAUGACUUUUUGGUCUCCACCACGAUGUACCUGCUGUCGUCAACGAUUGUUCUGGAGCUCAAGAACCCAUUGGAUACGGCGAUCACGGUGCUGUAUAUCAAUGGCACAGCGUCCUACAAGGAUGAGCCCCUGGGCCACGUCAACGUCGACUUUGAACACGAUAUUGCGAGUCCCAAACCGAUCUUGAUCCCCGCCAACGACCAUCAGAACGAGACAUCUGGGUAUGUCAAGACACCGAGACUGCCGGUGGCGUUUGACCUGUCGUCAGUCGGAUACGAGGCAUUGAAGAAGGCGCUGGGGGGAUCGCUGGAGGUGGAUGUUUCGUGUCAUAUCAAGGCCAAGGUGGGGUCGAUGUUGAUGUGGGUUGACUUUUCUAAGGAAGGGAUUCAGUCUAAUGUGAGAAAGGGCUUCUAG
Molecule: messenger RNA, 2616 nt
Organism: Linnemannia hyalina
Lineage: Eukaryota; Fungi; Mortierellomycota; Mortierellomycetes; Mortierellales; Mortierellaceae
Source: the annotation of a GenBank genome assembly